CACACAGUCUUAGGCCUUGUAGUAGACGACGAUUAGCCCUUCUUCCACAUCAAUCAAUCAAAGUUUUGGACGUGAAAAAGAGACUGCAUCUUUAUAUAUAGCUACAUAAGGUAGUUACAUUUCAGGGUCAAGAUGCCUCGCUAUGAUGAUCGAUAUGGUAGCACUACUCGUCUCUACGUGGGUCAUCUUUCUUCUCGCACCCGUACUCGUGAUUUGGAAUACACUUUUGGGAAAUAUGGGAGGAAUCCGGGGCAUUUGCUUGGCCUGAAGGUCUAUGUUGAGAGGGUGCCCUUGGUGGUCUUGAUGGAAAACCACACACCGAGUUUUAGGAGAGAUUGUUGAUUCUUUGUGUAGUCUUUGCCUGUUUUUAUGCAAUUGGCAACAAAUCAAACUGGUGUUUAGUUCCGUAGUUCGUCUUGAUGGGCAAAUGCCACCCAGUCUUCUGUGCUUAAGUAUUGAUGAUGGCCUUAUUGUUUCUGGAAACCAUUUCCGCAGAGUACGCCAAGUGGACAUGAAGCGUGACUAUGCCUUUAUUGUAUGUAUCUUUUCUCUUUGUUUAUUCUUGCAUGUUACCUUUUCGUAAUUUUUCCUACCCUGAGGAUCUAUUCUUGUUUUUGGUGGUCUACCGUUUUGUUCAUGACAAGUUAGACUAUUAUAUGUAUCCCUUUGUUUUCUUUGCAAUACAAUUUCUAUCUUCAGGAUUUUAGCGAUCCUCGUGAUGCCGAUGAUGCAAGACAUUAUUUAGAUGGAUGUGAAAUGGAUGGACACCGUAUCAUCGUUGAAUUUGCAAAGGGAGUACCUCGGGGUUCAGGCGGGUCCCGAGAUUAUCUUGGACGUGGUCCCCCUCCUGGUUCCGGCCGCUGCUUCAACUGUGGUCUUGAAGGUCAUUGGGCCCGUGAUUGUAAAGCCGGUGACUGGAAGAAUAAGUGCUAUAGGUGCGGAGAAAGAGGUCACAUUGAAAAGAAAUGUCCAAAUAGUCCUCAAAAGCUCAAGCGUGGAAGGAGUUACUCAAGAACACCGGAUAGAUCUCGGUCUCCUCGCUAUGGUCGGAGGCAUAGCCGAAGUUAUAGCCCAAGACGCAGCUAUAGCCGGUCAAGGUCAAGAUCACCUGUGGCGAGGAGGGAAGUUGAGUAUGAGCGGAGGUCGCCCCCCAGCCGAAGCCCGGCAAGGAGCAGAAGCCCAGCAAGGAGCAGAACCCGGAGCCCAUCUGAGACCAGAAGUCCUCGACCUUCGUCCAAAACACAGAAACGCAACUCGUCCCCUCCUCCGGCUGAGACCAGCCCCCCUGGCCGCGGCAGCAGCAGGGGAGAGAGUCCUUCUCCUCCCUCAAAGAGGGCAAGAGCCAGUCCAGACGAUGGUGGGUACUCUAGGAGCCCUCCAGAUGGGAGAAGAAGUCUGAGCCCUCUCAGCCCAGCGAGAGGCGGCGGCGGCGGCGGCUCAGCUCCUAGGAAGUAUGAUGAGAGCCCUCCGGAUGCCAAUGGCCGCAGCCGCAGCCGCAGUCUCAGCCGGAGCCCGAAGUAUGAAAGGAGAUACGCCGAGGAGGACGAUUAACGAAGAUUAUCGCGAGGUUGAGAUGUUUUAUUUGUUUAAUCAUCAUCGUAAAUUCAAGGGAUAAUGACACUUUUUUUUUUUUGGUCUGGGAAUGGUUUGUGGUACUCACAACCUUUCUAUGGAUGUGUUAUUGUGGACGUGUUUUUUUCUUCAAGUUUUAGACAUUCUAAACUCAUUUUUUUCUUAGUUGAUACUAAAGACUAAAGAGUGCUUGUUUUA
Molecule: messenger RNA, 1770 nt
Organism: Cuscuta campestris
Lineage: Eukaryota; Viridiplantae; Streptophyta; Magnoliopsida; Solanales; Convolvulaceae
Source: the annotation of a GenBank genome assembly